Messenger RNA from Theileria equi strain WA, 1245 nucleotides. RefSeq lists its product as hypothetical. The record is from RefSeq and is a predicted model, not a curated record. Bases 1 to 1245 code for a protein of 414 amino acids. The transcript has 9 exons. Lineage: Eukaryota; Apicomplexa; Aconoidasida; Piroplasmida; Theileriidae.
AUGCUAAGAUGUCCUUCAGUUUGUAAGAAUGUCAAUAGCCUUCGAUUUUUCACUACUCUUGGAGAUGAAGCCAAUAACUUUCGCAAUGCCAUUAAUGAAUUGACAAAUGACCAAAUUGUAUUUGCCAUCGAUACUCUAGGCAAGGGUGAUGUUAAUGAUAGGAAUCUUCUCAGUCAACUAUGCAAAAAAAUCAAAUCGAAUAUUAAGAGCAUAAAUGUGGAAAAUUUGCUCAAAAUAACCCAUUCUUUGGCAAAAGUAGAGUAUAAAAAGUUAUCGCUCUUUUCUGUGAUUAACCGAAUUUUGCUCAAACAGUAUGAAGAAAUAGAAACUCGGCAACUAACACAAUAUUUGAUCGAUUUAAACAAGUUGAAUGCACUGGAAGCAAAUAUAUUUCUGCCCCUAGUCUCCAACAAGGUUAUCAAGGAUGUCUCACUUUUUUCAACAUUUGACCUGUGCUUUCUCCUACAUCUCACCUCUAAACUAAAGAUCAGAGACACGUUCAUAUUAGAUUUUAUCAGUACGGAAAUUCUAGCAAACGAAGAAAGAUAUGGGUAUCUAUGCGCGGAUCAAGUACUUGUAGCAACUGUAUUACGAUCGCUGGCGUUUUUAAAGUAUGAUAAUGAAUUAUUCAGGACUUUGUUAUACAAGAGGAUUCCUUCAUGCGUUUACGGGCUCGGCGGCCGAGAACUAUGUAAUGUGCUUUUUGCGAUUAUAUUAUCGCAUUUGAAUGUAAAAUAUACACCAGAAUUGACCGAAAUUGUGUUGGUCAUUCUUGAUCGCAUUACUGCUAAAUUACCAUCGUUGGUAGAAGUUGAAAUUAAUCAGCUUGGCAUUUCCCUCUACUAUUUAAAAUAUAAUUUUGAAUUUUUCAAUGAAAACCAUGAAUCAUUGCUACGUUCAAUCGCAGAUUUGAAACUAGAAUUUAGGCCUAGUGCAUCAAAAAUGCAGGAAAAGGUAGGACGUUUACUUGAUGAAUUAAAGCUGAAGCAUGAAUCUGAGGUUAUGCUUGGUCCAUAUAGACUGGACUUUGUAAUACCAAAAUUAAAGGUUGCCAUAGAAGUCAACGGAUAUACACACUUCUUCCAUCGAAGUGAACAACUUAAUGCUACCACUGAACUCAAGUAUAAAAUUAUUGAGGACUUGGGUUGGAAGGUUUUCGGUCUAAACUAUUAUGACUGGAAGAAUAAAAAUAAACAGGAACGACUUGAACGUUUGGCUAAAGGUUUAAUGGCUCACAUGAUGUAG